Molecule: messenger RNA, 8619 nt
Organism: Rhincodon typus (whale shark)
Lineage: Eukaryota; Metazoa; Chordata; Chondrichthyes; Orectolobiformes; Rhincodontidae
Gene: lrch1
Product: leucine-rich repeats and calponin homology (CH) domain containing 1
Exons: 22
Coding region: 133-2463 (776 amino acids)
Molecular function (GO): protein binding
Source: RefSeq, a predicted model, not a curated record
UCCGCCGGCCGUUGGGUUUCCGCCUCAAUCUGCCGUUGUCCCUCGGGCGGGCGGUACGCAGCGGGAAAUGAGCAGCGGCGGAUCGGCGGGAGCGGACUGAGUGAGGAGGAGCGGAGCGGAGCGGGGGUCAGCAUGGCGGAGGCGGAGGGGCCGGCUCCGGGCCUGGCCAUGGUCCCGGGCCCCGGGAUUGCGGUGGUGGGGGCUGGGCCGGGUUCUGGGCCGGGAGCGGCGCCGCUUCUUCCCCGCUCCCUGGAGCGGGCCCUGGUGGAGGCGGCAGGCUCCGGGAUCCUCGCCCUGAGCGGCCGCAAACUGAAGGAGUUCCCGAGGAGCGCGGCCGCGCUGGACCUCAGCGACACGGUGGAGGCAGAUCUGUCAAAGAACAGACUGAGUGAAAUUCCACUGGAAAUAUGCCACUUUGUCUCCUUGGAGAUGUUAAACCUGUAUCACAAUUGCAUCAAAGUCAUUCCAGACUCAAUCAUCAAUCUGCAAACACUGACCAACUUAAACUUGAGUCGAAAUCAACUCUCGACAUUACCAUUGUGCCUCUGUGCUCUUCCUCUUAAAGUCUUGAUAGCCAGUAACAAUAAAUUAGUGUCGCUUCCAGAAGACAUUGGACAGUUGAAAUAUUUAAUGGAACUGGAUGUGAGCUGCAAUGAAAUUACAAGUUUGCCACAGCAGAUCGGACAACUUCAGUCACUCAGAGAGUUGAACAUAAGGCGAAAUUACCUGCAGAUUUUACCAGAGGAGUUAGCAGACCUCCCACUUGUGAAGUUAAACUUUUCCUGCAAUAAGAUUGUGUCAAUACCAAUCUGUUACAGGAAUAUGAGGCACUUGCAAAUAAUAGAAAUGGAUAAUAAUCCGCUACAGUCUCCACCAGCACAGAUCUGCAUGAAAGGCAAAGUACACAUAUUCAAGUACUUGAAUAUAGAGGCGUGCAGAAUUGACAAGAAUGCAGAAUCCCUUUAUCAGCAACCCAUAGAGAAGGUUCGUGUGCCGCAGACUGUUGGAGGGAGCAUCGAAGACGUUUAUCCUGACAAAAAGCAAGAUUUUGACUCCGGAAUUGGGAGUGACAAUGGUGACAAACGCCUGUCAGCGACUGAACCCUCAGAUGAAGAUACAGGCAGUCUGACCCUUCAAAUGGCACAUAUCUCUGAAGAAAAUCAUUUGAAUAAGCAGGAGGAAUAUUUGAAUGUUAGAUCAAUGAAAGUGGAACCUGAUCAGGAGUCGAAGGAGCUGCUGCAAAAUAAUUUAGAAGUGAAAGACAGGUUGUCUGACAGGGAUGAUGGCUUGAGUUCUGAGUUUAGGACUUACAUAAAGGAAAGGGUGAUGGAGCCUGAAGAACCACUGCGAAUUGAGGAAGAUGCAACUUGGACGUUAGAGCAUAUACAAAACACCAAUCAGCAUCUGGACACAGAAUCAGAAGCGAUAGAAAACACAAGUUUGCCAGAAAGCACACUCCAGGAACAGCAGAGAUUCAAUCUGAAUUGUAUGGAUAGUAGUGAAGUGCAUCUGUAUCGUUUACAUACGGAAACAACAGUCCUUCCAGAACUUAAAACAUCUGCAGUAAAUGGGCAGACACCAAAAAUCCAUUCCUCAUCAAAGUUCUCCAGUUACCAGGCUCUUGCUCCAUUUUGUGUAGAUGAGGAUUCUUCAUCUGAGACGGAAAGCUCUACGUUGGAGCUAGAGUUUCAGAGGAAACGAGAAGUUAUGCUGGAGAGAGCGAGGCAUGAAGCUCAGGUGGCAUCAUCGCAGCGAUUGGAAUGGCAGAAGUCUAAGCAGACUACUAACGAGAAUCUGGAGAGGAGUGAUUCUCAAACUGAGGAUGAAGACAAGACUCCUACAGUAACUCCCACAAUGUCUCCUGUGGCAUCUCCCACUGCUCCCUUUGGACUGAAACCACGAUCUGUCCAAGCCAACUCUCCUUCUUUGGACUCCCUUCCUCCCUCCUUCAGAGAGUUGACACAGACACACAUAGAGGAACGCAGUACCGUCACUACCCCUCAGGAAGAAGACAAAAGUCAUGUUUUCUUUCGGUCUGUACGGAAUUUUGAAUCCAUGGAUCCUCAAUUUACAAUCCGUAGAAAAAUGGAACAAAUGAGAGAGGAGAAAGAGCAUAUUGAACAACUCCGGGAGAAUAUUGAAACAAGACUCAAGGUUACUUUGCCAGAAGAGAUUGGAACAGCUCUGAUGGAUGGAGUAGUCCUUUGUCAUUUAGUCAAUCACAUCCGUCCACGAUCUGUGCUCAGUAUACAUGUACCAUCACCGGCAGUGCCUAAACUGAGCAUGGCAAAAUGUAGGAGAAAUGUGGAAAACUUUCUAGAAGCCUGCAGGAAAAUGGGAGUGCCUGAGGAAAAAUUAUGUCUGCCCCAUCACAUACUAGAAGGAAAAGGGUUGAUGAAAGUAAGUAUGACCGUUCAAGCACUGCUAGACUGGGCGAUAACCAAAUGCCCGUUAUUUUCGUGAAUCCAGAGUUGCAUUGCCGCUGGCCCCAGAACACCCAACGAGUGAAGGCCCAGAGAGGGGACAAGAUGUACAAGAAAAGGACACUUUUCAUCACUUGACAGGUGGAUCCAACUUAUGUCCAUUAAGACACUAGCAUCAUUUGUUUUGAAAAUAUAAUGGGAAGCUACAUAUGUUAGAGUAUUUAAUCAGUAUGUUAACUUUGCAGAUAUUUACAGCUUUGCAGCAGUGAGGCAAAGCCAACAUUUUAAGUAUGCUUUAAUAUAUUAAAAAAAACUUCCUUUUGGUGUGCUAAUUUGUUUAGUUGCUAUGAUAUUCCAAUGGCUUUUAAGACACAUUGUGAGAAAGUUUAGAACAUUUUCUUAAGUUAUUUAUAUUAUUUAUUCAGGAGGUAUUUUACCUAUCCAUUUGGAUGAAGUUGUAAAUUUGACAGACUUACAGCUAAAACUGCUUUUUUUUUUAGAAAAGAUAAUAGGAACAAUUUUAUUGUAUGGCAACAAUCUGCAUUUUAGUUGAUGCUUAGUUUCACCUGUUAUGUGAUCCCUUCCUGAAAUGUGCUGGUGAUCUUUAUUUAUGUAAAAUGAUUUACUGACAGGGGCUGAGCGGUCACUUAUCUGAAUCAAUAUAUGAAAAGCAGCUUAUCUGGAUUGUGUCUCAGGGUGGUCACUGCUACACAGUAGAAUUGCCAGUGAAUAGUUCACUGCAGUUUACAAAAAAACACUGACAAUGUGUCUCUCAGUUGAUGAUUGACAUCUUCCGUGUGCUUUAUUCCAUUAGUACAUUCCAGAUUAUAUAAUCUUCGACUGUUUAGACUAGAUAGUUGAUUUGAGCUGAAGCUAAUUUGAUUUAAAUUCUCCAAAGGGAUAUGCAAAAUGAAGAGUAAUCCUCAUUCAAAUGAGUAGUAUUGAUUAUAAAAGAGUUGUUGUCAAAUAAUGAGUUUCCGUGUGCUCGAAAUGAAUGGAGGGUUUUGGUCAAUGACCCUGUUGCUCUCAUAUUUGUGAUUGACCUGGCAUGAUUUAGUAAUUAACUUGCUUAAAAUGUUUCACACAAAGAAGUUAGAUUACACUAUUGAAAGAUUAAUACUAGAGUAUUAAAUAUUGCAAUGAUAUCAAAACCACAGCCUAAAUUAGAAGUGCUAUCAAAAGACCCAUGGUCUGUUAUGGGUAUGUAAGAUUUAGUUCCCUACAUCAUGCUGCACAGUUCAAUGCAAUUCUCCCAUUCCCAGUGUAUUUGCUGGUCAGUGGAGUAUGUAAAUGCACAUUCAAUUAACGCUGUCAAGCUAGCAAGUGCCAACAAGUGAUUUAUUAGCCAAACCUUAAUGUUCAUAAUCAAAUUACCUUGAUGCCCUGUUGCCGAAAUAGGGACCACUACAAGCUAUGCUAGUGCCCAGGGAGUCAUGCCUAAGUCAUAUUAUCUUCAAAAGAUGUCAAGUUGUGAGCACUUUGUCUGCCAGUCUUUUGAAAUUGAUUUAAAAUUGUUUUAUGGACUGCAGAAUACACUACAAAUAACAUUUGUCAAACUCUCUUACUGCUUGUAGGUAAAGUGAAUGAAACUUUGUGUCAUUGGCAGCCAAGUUAAUUAGAUUUGCUAACCAAAAGUGGAUUACAUUUCAAUAUAAAAGGAGACCGUUGGUAAAGAGAGCUGGUUAAAUGAACAGUAUUUCAACAUUAAACUUUUUUAACCAAGAAGCUUUUUUCUCUUUAAAAUGAAGCAGUCACUAAUUUGCAUUGCUACGUAAAUGGAAAGGAACUUAGGUAUUGGAGAACUGUGAAGAUACAGGUUUAAGGAACAGGAUCAGGGAACUUGCAGUUGCAUACUUUCCACCUGAUCCUGAAGAGAAACAAAUACGCAGAACUCUGGAGAGAAGCCAGGGGCAUGGAGCUACCUGAGUUCCUCUUGCAGAGAACCAGCAGACUGAAUGGUCUUUCUGUGCUGAUGAGCUCAGAGUAACUUGACUUGACUUUAAGGCCACAUUGGACUGAGUGUGGAAUCAAGAACUCUAGCUAAACCAAUCAGUGGGAAUCAGGGAAAACUUCCCAUUGGUUGGAGUCAUACCUGGCACAAAGGAAGAUGGUUGUGGUUUUUGGCGAUCAGUCAUCUCAGUUCCAGGGUAUCUCUGCAGGAGUUCCUCAGGAUGUUGUUGUAAAUCCAGCCAUCUUCAGUGUUUCAUCAAUUUCUUUCCUUCCAUCGCAAAGUAAACAAAAAAUUCAUGUCCAAAUGCAGCAAGACCUGGACAGUAUCCAGGUUUGGGCUGACAAGUGGCAAAUAACAUUCAUGCCACACAAAUUCAAGGCAGCAACCAUCUCCAAGAGAGAAUUUCACUAUUGACCCUUAACAUUCAAUAGCAUUACAAUCACAGAAUCCCCACUAUUAACAUCCUGGGGUUACCAUUGGCCAGGAACAUAAUUGGACCAGCCAUAUAAAUACAGUAGCUAGAAGAGCAGAUUAGAGAUAGUAGGAACUGCAGAUGCUGGAGAAUCCGAGACAACAAGGUGCAGGGCUGGAUGAACACAGCAGGCCAAGCAGCAUCAUAGGAGCAGAGAGGCUUGAGAUUAGAGGCUGGGAAUCCUGCAGUGAGUAAUUCAUCUCCCUGACUCUCCAAAGUCCAGUCCGCCAUCUACAAGGCACAAAUCAGGAGUGUGAUGGAAUAUUCCCCACUUGCCUGGAUGAGAGUAGCUCGAGGAAAACUGACACCGUCCAGGACAAAGCAGCCCACUUGACUAGCACCACAUCACCAGCAUUCACUCCCUCCACCACCGAUGCUCAGUAGCAGCAGCGUGUACUUUCAACAAGAUACAUUGCAAAAAUUCACCAAAUAUCCUCAGCAAAUCACCUUUCAAAUCACCAAAAUCUAGAAGGGCAGGGGCAGCAGACACAUGGAACACGACUCCCUGCAAGUUCCCCUUCAAGACACCCACCAAGCCACUUGAAAAUAUAUUGCUGUUCCUUCAGUGUCAAUAGGUAAAAAUGCUGGAACUCCUUCCAGAAUGAUAUUGUGGGUCAUAGAGAUUUACAGGAUUGGAAAAGGUACUUUGACCCAUCAUGUCAGUGCUGGCCAGAAAUAGAUACUUAUUCUAACCCCAUUUUUCAGCACUUGACCCUUGAUCUUGUAUACCUUGGUUCAAAAGUGCACAUCUAAAUACUUCUUAAAUGUUAUGAGGGUUUCUGCCUCUGCUACCCAUAGAGGUAUGAGUUCCAGAUUUACAGCAACUUAAGGGUAAAAAGAUUUCCCCAAGUUUCCUGUUAACCUUUGGCCCCUUACCUUAAACUUGUGGCUCUGGUAUUGAUCCCUCCAUCUAGCGGAAAGAUUUCUUAUUUAGUCCAUCUAUGCCCCUCAUAAUUUUAUACAUCUCAUUCAUGUUCCCGCUCAAUCUCUUUUGCUGUAAGGAAAACAACUCUAGUCUGUCCAAGCUGUCUUCAUCUGAAACUCUCCAGCCUAGGCAACAUGCUAGUAAAUCUCCUCUGCACCCUCUCCAGUGCUAUCACAAUCCUCCUAUAACGUGAAUUCCAAACCUGCAUACAGUACUCUAGCUGUGGCCUAACCAACAUUUUAUACAGCUCCACCUCCCUGCUCUUAAACUCUGUGCCUCAGCUAAUAAAGUGUACCAUAUGCUUUUUUUAAUCACUUUACCCAUCUGUCCUGUUAGCUUAAGGGACCGGUAGACGUACGCACCAAGGUCCCUCUGAUCUUCAGUGCUUCCCCGGUUCUCCUAACAGCACAUGGUCUGCAGUGGUUCAAGGAGGCAGCUCACCACCACCUUCUCAUGGGCAACUAAGCGUGGGCAAUAAAUUCUGGCCCAGCCAGGGACACCCACAAUCCUGAAUGAAUAAAACAGUUUGAUAAUACUAGGUAUGAAAAAAUGAACACGGUGUCUGAACAAACACGCUUUACUCCUCUUAAAAUAUUUCCUUCCCCAUCUGGACAUUUCUGAGAAAUAUAUAGAGAGGUAAACAUUUAACACACUGUUCUAAUAAAGACUUAGGAGAGAAACACAUGCAGCCAGAUAUACCUAAGGACAUCUUACAUAUAUAAAGUUUUGAGAUAUUAAUUAAAUUAUUAUCCAAUAUCUGCAGUUAUUAUGAUUGUUUUACUGUCACCUUUUUGAUGUUUAUAUCAGCAGAGACAUGUAGGUCCAGAAUAGUGCAGUCAGUCCAUACCAGAACAAAGCAUUAUAAAGGGCAGUGGGGUGGGGUCUGGGGAGGUGUUCAGUGUAUUAUUGUGCACUUUUACAAAGGAAGAACAUUAUUGACUUUCAGCUAUCAUGUCUAGCCUCAUGAAAUCAACCAAAUUAUGUUUUGUGACAAAUACACCUGUUGUCAGAAAAGCAAUGGAAUGAGGCAACUUGAAAGCAAGAGAAACCUGUGGGUUUCACUGCUGUUAGCUCUUUUGUUUUAAAGAUUGUUUCUGGAAAUAGUACUGGAUUGCGGCAGGUUCAGUUUUUUUUGCAGUGAAAAGCUUUGGUGAGAAAGGCAGUGGGGAGCAAGGCAGAGCAGAGGAACAAUGAGGGGGUGUAGCUGUAGGGAGCAGGGUAGAGCGACAGUGAAUGCGACAGGUCUGUAGGGAGCAAGGUGAUGCUGUAAGAUGAAGGAUGAGUCUAUAAGGACUGUGGGGGCAAGGUGAGGCUGUAGGUAACUGGGGAGUUGACUGGGGCUGGAGGAAGGUGUGAGUGUGGGCAGGGCCACAGAGUGCUCUAUGGUAAUAAGAAUCUGAAUUCAAUUUAUGUCUGACAAUCUUAAACAGAUGUAGCCAACCACUGUGGAUUGAGGUUCUAUUUGUUGUUCUUCGUGAGUUAGUUUUUUUUUCUUGGAAUCCUUUCUAUUAACUGAAUGGAACCGUGCAAGAGGACCAAAACAGUGUUUAAUGUGUAGGUAUCUAAUUAAACAAAUCAGAGUGACAGUCACAACAGUAAUGAAAGGAUUUUUUUCAGUAAACUCAUUCACUUCAGUUCAUUAAUGUGCCACCUGACUGUUGAGCGUUGAAACAGUAAUUACAGCUCUACUUCAUAAUGCCCUCGAGCUCAGUUAGAUUGUGGGUCUCGGGACAUAGAAGUCCCUUCAAGAUAGGAUAUGAUUUCGUGCAUUACAUAGGGGUGGUACAAAUCAAGUAUUUCAGUUGUGCAAAAUAAUAGAUAUUGUCUUGGGAGUGGAUAAGAAUGGUUAACUGGGAGGGGGGAAAUGAGAAUGGAUAUGCUGCAAAUACAGCGGUGUCUGUUUUUGAAUUAUGCCGAAGCAUGAAAUCUGAAAGCAGCUCCCUGAUCCCAGAUAAAUCAAGAUUCAAUGUGCAAAUUUUUUAACGUAAUGUUUAACAGCUUAAGGAACAUUUAAGAUGUAGUUGUGUCACUGAAAUCUGAGGAAACAAUGUUGUCAAGCUUAACGAUUUGUGUGUUCAUUAUUAUCAUGAUGAGCUUAAAAAAUAUGCAUAAAGUAUUGUAUUUCUAAAAAGAGUGCACAAGCCAGAAUGAGAGUAGUUCAAAUUACUUUCUAAUGAGAUGCUUUUUGUAUUCAUAAAAUAAAAUUUCCAAUUUCAAGGGCAGCCAUGAGCAAGAAUUGUUUACCAUUGAUUUUGAUGUGUUUAAAUGAAACAAUAGAGCAGAGCACUGCAGUGGGACUAUGCACUUAUUGGGUAUUUAUUAUCUGAUAGAAUAGAAGAUGGUAGGAGAACCUUGUUUAAACUACACAGCGUUUUAUACUAUGGUAAUACAAAGCCUAAUGGAAGCACAAUGGGUAGAUAAGGAGAAAUCCUGACUCUUGCAUCUUAGAGGUGACAAGUGCUGUGAAAAUGCAAUUUACAGAAGGUGAUGUAUUUAAAUGUAUAUAGAUGACCACAGUGCUUUUUCUAUUGACAGAUUUUGAGUAUUUGCUGUUGGAAUGGCAUAUUGUGUAAUGGAUCAGGUUUUCAUUGUUCACAGCUGGCUUUCAGCAUGUAUUAUAUGAAAAAGAGUAUUGUUCUAUCUUUUAAUAUUUUGUAAAAUUGCAGUUUCUAUCAAGUCAUCAAAUUUUAGAGCACCCAAUUCUUUGUUGUAUGGCCAAAAGAUCUUCCGGUGUCUGUAUAUAAUUUGCGCAAUAUAUUUUGCAUGUGUGGCCUAUUGCUGUUACCUAAGCCAUUGUAUAUAAUGUAUAUUAUGUAGAAAUCACUUUUAUUGUAACAUCAAUAAUAAA